AUGGUGGUCAGGAAAAAGAAAGGCCGCCGGGCGGUGGCCGGGCCGGCGCCGGCGGCGACCACGGCGACUGCGCCGGCGAUUACAUCGAUCAGGAUCGGUGCCGCUCGGUCCCGUCUUUUGAACGAGUUAUUGGGCCGGGAUGGGCUGGUGUUGUGUGACAACGGUUUGGGCCUGGCUAGGACUGGGUAUGAGGCCCAGGUCCUCAGCCAGGUGACCGACCAGCCCGUCGCUGAGGCUAUCGGCAUGCAUGUGAUCAAGUCGACGAGGAGUUCGACUAGUCCUGCAGUUUCUCGUCUGGUUCCUUUGUCGAAGGCGGCUAGGGUUCCCAGGGUGGCCGUGCCGGGCUUCCCUCGGAUUGGACUCAGGAGGGCUGCGAGGGUGCGACCUGCUGCGGCCAUGGCCUGUCGGGGCGCCGGUCCUCCGCCCAAACCUCCACCGCCCAAGCCUGCGCCGCCCAAGCCGAAGGCCGUGCCUCCGUUGCCCGGUGGGGCGACGCGGCAGGCUCCGCCUCCCCAUAAGAUUGCGCCGCCGCCACAAAGCAGGGCAGGGAAUCAGCAGGCACCCACCCUGCCGCCGCCUAAUGGGGGUCCGCCUCCUGCAGCCAGGGCCGCACCAUCGGCGCAGCAGGGAUGUGGCUCGUCGGGGCACCAGUGA
Aegilops tauschii subsp. strangulata is the source of this 654-nucleotide messenger RNA. The record is from RefSeq and is a predicted model, not a curated record. NCBI's taxonomy places the organism in Eukaryota, Viridiplantae, Streptophyta, Magnoliopsida, Poales, Poaceae.